Aptenodytes forsteri (emperor penguin) is the source of this 2559-nucleotide messenger RNA. It is a transcript of the gene CLTB, whose product is annotated as clathrin light chain B. NCBI's taxonomy places the organism in Eukaryota, Metazoa, Chordata, Aves, Sphenisciformes, Spheniscidae. The record is from RefSeq and is a predicted model, not a curated record. Gene Ontology annotation, biological process: clathrin coat assembly; clathrin-dependent endocytosis; intracellular protein transport. The transcript has 6 exons. Gene Ontology annotation, cellular component: clathrin coat of trans-Golgi network vesicle; plasma membrane; synaptic vesicle membrane. The annotation marks the transcript as partial. Gene Ontology annotation, molecular function: structural molecule activity; clathrin heavy chain binding.
GGGCAGGCAGCCCCGCCGGAACCGGCUGGUUUCCAGAAUGGAGGAGCCACUGUCAAUGGAGAUGUCUUUCAGGAGUCCAACGGCCCCACAGAUGCCUACGCAGCCAUAGCCAAGGCUGACCGGCUGACCCAGGAACCUGAGAGCAUCCGCAAGUGGAGGGAGGAGCAGAAGAAGCGCCUCGAGGAGCUGGAUGCGGCAUCAAAGGUGACUGAGCAGGAAUGGCGUGAGAAGGCCAAGAAGGACCUGGAGGAGUGGAACCUGCGUCAGAAUGAGCAGAUGGAGAAGAACUGGGCAAACAACAGGAUCGCUGACAAAGCCUUUUACCAGCAGCCGGACGCCGAUGUGAUUGGCUAUGUGGCCUCGGAGGAAGCAUUCCUGAAGGAGUCCAAGGAGGAAACCCCGGGCUCCGAGUGGGAGAAGGUGGCCCAGCUCUGUGAUUUCAACCCCAAGAGCAGCAAGCAGAGCAAGGAUGUCUCGCGGAUGCGCUCGGUGCUCAUCUCCCUCAAACAGACGCCCCUGUCCCGCUAGCUGCUGCCUGGCACAGCCAGGAGUGCAGCAGAGCAAGGCCAGGCUCACCGAGCAGGGCGGCUUUGUGGGGCCAGCCCACGAGGGGCCUCACCCUGCCUGCCCCCUGCUCCCUGGUGUACGCCUCGGCUGUGCUCGAGUCACUGGUUGUAACUCUCCCCAUGGUUUUCCUUUGCUUAAAAGGUGCAUCGGUCUCUUUUUACACUUAUUUAUUACUGUGGCAUUUCCCCGAGAAGCGACACUGGGUGGCAGAGUUGAGUUAGCGGCGGAGCCCCCGGCCUGGGCUCUGCGGGAGGUUGUGCCCAGGGGCCUGGCUGAGUGAGAGGGGGAACACCCCACCCCGUGUUCCCCACCUCACCCCUGUGCUGGGAAUAAACCCGCCUGUGGCUGUCCUGGCGCUGGGCGAGUGCAGGCAUGGCAGCCCCGUGUCUGGGCCUGGGUCCUAGCCCCAAGGCAGCAAUCCUAGUGGGACCCCUGGCCUCCCCUCUGCCUUUCCAGCAGGGUUUAGAGCAGAGCUGGCUGGGAGGGUGGAGAAACAGUCCUGACUCAGCUCCGCACUGCAAGGUCCUGCAGGGAGCACAGCCACAGCGUGAUGCUCCUGGGCUAGCAGGGACUGAGGAAUGUGAGUGCAGGCACCCAGGCUGGGCUGGGACUGCCAGCAGUUGCCCCAAGCCCAGCAGACCUCUCCCCAGCCUGGCUGUGCACCCCAAAAAGCUGGUGGGGCUCCGAGCAGCAGUUGCAGUGUCCGUGUCCCGUCCAUCCUGGGGGCUACUGGUGCCAGGCAGUAUGGUGGCGCAGGGCACUGGGAAGGGGCCAUGGGGUGAGUGUGGAGGAUGUUUCCUGUCCCUUCCCCAAGACCACCAGCAGUUGGGAAUGUGGGGUGCCAGGCUUUGGGGGCCCUUAGUUCUGCUCUGCUGCUUCCCCUGCUACUAGGGUGGGAGAUGGAGGAUGUGUGGUUGCAGGGAAGCACAAAGGAAGGUCCAGCUGCUGUGGGGCAGGUUGAGCCCCCAGCUCCCUAACCCAGGGGCCCAGAGCAGGAUUGGGCAGAGUUCUGGUGCUGGGGCUUGUGCUGUCCCUGGAGAACAAGCUGCACAUCUGUCUGCAGCUGCUUUGUGGCUUCUCUCUAGCCCCCUGCUGGAUUUGCACACCUAAAGCAGCGUGGCGAGAUUCCUCAGGCCCACUCCCCGCCCCCGCAGACUUUCCAGCCCGAACACCGGCUUUCUCUCCUCUGCUUGGUGGGGCCGGCACCAGCCCCUCCGGCUCGGAGGCCCAGCCCUGGAAACCUGCAAAACUGCGUAGCAGGAGAGGGGCAGGCCUGCGUGCACCCUGCUGUGGUGAAGUCUGGAGCUUGUGCCCCAGAUCUGGCCUGCCGGGGGCUUGGGAAGGGCUCACAGCGGUGGGCUGGGGGGACACGUAGCAGAGCCCACAAAACAUUUGCUUGAGCCUCACUGCAGAGCCCUGCUCAGCCAAAAAGCAAGUAUGCAGAGCUCUCCCGCCCUGCAGCUAUGACUCAAGUCAGGAAGGUCACCUGCCCUGCUGCUGCAGCCCUCGUGGGGUGACCGGGCACCCCUGGCUCUGGGGCACAGGCUCAGCAGUGGGCUGGGAAGGGAAGGGAAAUGGGUGCACAGGGAGUCACUCGGUGUUGUGUGCUGGGAUUGUGCCACCUUGUCCAUAGGGCUGAUCGCUCUUACUCUGUCCCCCUGCGCUCCAGCAUGCGUAGGCAGCUCUGCUGCAGUGCGGGAUGGACACGGAUGCAUGAUACCUCGAGACUUGGCUGCCUGCCUCCGCCUUUCACUGCAGAGCAGCGGGAAGCGCCUCUGGCUGCUUCCCAGGGGCGGAGAGCCCCCCUGCGCUCUGUCCCUCCAGCCCCUGCAGGCAGCCGGGCCCCUGGGUGCCCCGGCUGCUGUGCACCCCAUGUCAGGCAGGGGCAGCCAGCUCCCGGGGAGCCAUGCCCACAGCUGUUCUACAUCCCCUCAGCUUUGGUAUCUGUGACUGUUCAAAUCACCUGUUUCAAUAAACCGACAACUCCAAUCC